Molecule: messenger RNA, 3482 nt
Organism: Theileria parva strain Muguga
Lineage: Eukaryota; Apicomplexa; Aconoidasida; Piroplasmida; Theileriidae
Exons: 1
Coding region: 232-3381 (1049 amino acids)
Source: RefSeq, a predicted model, not a curated record
UUUUUAUUGUAUUAGUAGUCGUGAAUUACGAUUAUAUAGAUUUAUAAAAUAUUAUCACAUUUUUAAAUUCAUAAUUUAUUUUAAUCUUGUGAAUGUUUGUACAUUGUUUUAAAUUUAUUUAAUAAUUUUAAAACAUGUGCAAUCUCCUCUACGACUUCAUAUUUUUUUAACUUUAUCGCAUAAAAUGGAUAAAAAUAAUCCAAAUGAAUAAGGAAAACUUAUUUUUUCAAAAUGUAUGAUGCUCUCCAUUCUAACAAUGGCAAUUUGAAGGAUUCAACUCUAGAAGAUUUAUCAAAACUUAAAUUAUCGAAUGAUAGUUCUAAUUCUUCUCCUAAGAAUGAUGGAAAAGUAAAUUCUGAGUUAUCAGAAUCAUUUUUGAAGGGGAUAACCCCUGAAAAUUACGGCAAGUUUUGCGAAUUGUUCUCGAAGGCGUUGUUUAAUUCAAGGAAUUCUCAACCUUGUCAUGAUUUUGAAAAUAAUGAUGAUUUGAAUUGUACAUUGGGACAGAGCCAGGAUGAAGGAGAAGAAUUUGAAGAUGACUAUGAGUAUGUGGAGGAGGAGUUUGAUGAUUUCUUUUGGGGCUCAUUGGAAUGGUUUGUAAGCGUUUUAGACGAAUUAAACAGAUUUGAAUCACUAGGUUUCGGAAUAAGUUUUCUGUACAGUAACCUUAAAACAUAUUCAGAUUCUUUGGAACAAAAUGAGUUACUCGAAGACAGUGAAGUAUUGAACCAAAUUUCAAACCUUAAGAAGUGGAUUGACUUUAUAAACAUAUUCAGGGAUGCAAACAGUUCGAUUUAUACAACAUAUUUGUUACUGGAUAGGAUGGAAAUGAAGCUUAACUACAUAAAAUAUAAGUCUAUUAAAAUUUUACACCUUAAACUAAGUAAUACACAUAAAUCUUCUGGGUCUAACAGUAGUAUAAGUAGUAAGGUUAUGCAGCCGAGUAACGUAUUUAGUCCUCUUAAUAGUCCAUUUGACCACUUUGACUACACUCCAAUCAAUACACCCUCAAGUACUACCACGACUUUCAGUGAUAGGAGUGAUAUUGACUUUCUGUGCGAAAUGUGGGAUACGAAACUGUGUAAAAUGAGGAUAAUUGUUUACAAUAAGUUCCGCAGAUAUAUAAUUGGGAUAAUUAAGCAGUUGAAACACCUGUACCCAACUAACAACUACUACAACCUCGUACACUUUAUACUAUACAAUAGUAGUAAACAGAGUUUAGAAAAAUCUGACCUUGCAACGGGAGAAGUUACUGAUAAAACCAGCUCUGCCUGUAAUGAUGUGGAUUUUGUUAAAGGCGAUUCUGUGAGUUCUCAAUUAGAGCCUGAGCCAGGUGAGGAUAUCCUGGAUUACCUGAAGAGAUAUUACGCGUCUAAGAACAUGAGCGAGGAGAAGGCAGAAAGUUAUGUUAGAAGAAUAAUUGACUUGACUAACAGAUUAAUACCUAAAUUUGUCAAAAUAAUCAAGAAACUACCAGUAUAUUAUGAAGCUUACUUAAACGCACUAGUGUGUAACAAUAUACAGGAUGGGAUGUUUCAGCUCAUAUCUUCAUCAACAACAGAUAGUAGUGCAGCUAACCUCAACUAUAAGGAAAAGGAUAGUUAUAGAGAGGGGAGAGAUUCGUCAAGGGAGGAUUCUAGUGAUUAUAAGUGGUGGUUUUACAAGUUAAACUUGGUAAUGGUGUUGGGUAGAACUAAUUUGGAGCUUAUAGACAUGGUAAGGUGUUCUUUUGGUGAAUCUAGAAAGCUCGUAGUUUUUACACAAGGAACGUUAAAGGAACUUUUUAACUCAACAACACACAAUUAUUCAAGUGAUAUGUACAUGUUUAAGGACCCACUCAGGGAUAAGGAUACACUCAUCAAGAGUGACCGGGAGGAUAAAAACCAAAAGGAGGAUGAGGAGAUUCUGAACACAAUUUAUUACUCAUACAACAACUUAAAUCAAGUUUUAAGUGAAGAAAUAGAUAAGUUUAUACUCUUACAGCUUCCCUCUUUUACCUGGUAUCCCAAAUUGAUCAAGCACCAACUGCCGCUAAGCUCUAGUCAAACCUUCAACUAUCCAACUAAUUGUGAUGAUUUGGGUUUGGGAACUGAUUUGUUGACUUCACGCUCCACAGAAUCAGAGUAUGUUGAGUACCUAACAUUGGAGGAGAAGGUCUGGGUUAAUAGGCUUAACAUGUUCAACAGAGUAAAUGAGCGGAACAUACGUAAUUUCUUGUUGAAGAGGAAUAAUAACAUACCCCAGACCAUUCGAUAUGAUUCCUCAGGUCUUAUAAACACACAAACUGUUCCAUUUAACGUACUGCUAGACUAUAAUAAUUAUAUACCAAUCAAGUAUAUUUAUAGCCCGGAAGAUGAUGGAGAUAAGGAGAAUGAGUUGCAGAGAACUGGAAGUAUGAGUUCUAAUCAUAUUAACGGUAGAGCAGAUAGGAAUAACAGAAAGGAUAAGGAUGAGGAAAAUGACUGGCUAAUAAGGCUUUUCAACAAUAAUAAUAACAAGAUAAUGAAAAGUAACUGCAUAGAUAUAGAGAUUGAAAGGGAUUUGUUUCCAGGAUUUUAUCUGUUUAAUAAUUUUAAACUCAACUGCCUAAUACUGCCUAUACACGAGAACACCUUCCAAAGCCAUGAAACAUUCAUUAACUUCUCAAAAUUGGUUAACAACAAGGUUGAACUUAUAUAUCCCUCAUACUCUAAGCAAAUUAGUAAAAUAAUAUUUAAUAUGAACAGAAAUCAUAUGAAGUCUGGUUCUAUGGUGAUGGAUGAGUUUAAUAUGAAUAAUGGAAACACUUCUGAAUUUGGUAGUUUUAUGAAAGGUUUUAGGGGCAAAUUAGGGGAUUUUUUCACAACUCAACACACCAAUUUGGUUAUAGGAACAAGGGACAAGAUGACAGUCAAUCUAGUGUUUCACUUGGUGUGCUGUGAUACAACGAUUAACGACGAUAUUACUGCCAUAGAGUACGCAGAGGAUACUGAAGUUAUUCUAAAGCAUAUGAAUAAAAUACAGCCGAUUUUGAAUGGACUAUCUAGCAUAUUGUCACUGUGUAACCAGUUUAGUGUACACACACUCCAUAUGCCAGCUUCACUCAAGUGCUGUUACAAGGUCAAUCAGUGUAAUAGUCAUGUAAUACAGUCAGAUUUUCAGUGCCAACCAAGUAGUUUUGGAAGUUACUCAUCUGCAAAUUUCAAUACGAAGGAAUCUGUUUUCGGGUGCAACAACGACUACGUAAGAUGCCUGGCUGUUGUUUCACAUCUUGCAUCUCUACUCAAUAAGAACAAGUACUCCAUAAAGAACUUUAACCUGAUUUUCCCAAAUCACCUGAAACAUACACUGCUGCCAAAAACUGCUGCUAACAUACUAACCUCAAGAGUUAACACCUUUUGAACACUGUAGUACUGGUAUACAUGUGUAUGGAGUCGACUCGUCAAGUCCUAGUUGAGAUUCCUAUAAAUUCCUUAAUUUUGUUUAAUUUUUUAAAAAUUUAA